Molecule: messenger RNA, 1698 nt
Organism: Didymosphaeria variabile
Lineage: Eukaryota; Fungi; Ascomycota; Dothideomycetes; Pleosporales; Didymosphaeriaceae
Exons: 2
Coding region: 1-1698 (565 amino acids)
Source: RefSeq, a predicted model, not a curated record
AUGGCAUUCAUUCUUAACCUUGUGCUUCUUCUUUCAAGCAUUGGCGCUGUCCUGGCAGUAGACCUUUGUCCCAUCUACGGCCCUGUUUUCCCCCCGACUGAAGACCUCUUAGCCUCGUCGACAUGGCAAACUGCUUCCACGCAGAUUAAGGCCGCGUUGGAUGAUGCUUUCAGUUCAGGCAAUACUUCACAUGGUCCUGUGUCUCCCAAUAACACAUUCUCCAUCCAGAUCUUCUCUACGAAGGACACUUUGUUCGAGUACCAUCACGAAGGGUCGGAUCUCGCCACUUCCGGAGGCCAUGGAAGUGAAGUAGAUGGCGACUCAGUUUACCGCGUUGGUAGUGUUAGCAAGCUGUAUGCAGUGUACCUGCUCCUUGUCGUUGCAGGGGAUCGCGUGUUUUCCGACCCGAUGACCAAGUACAUACCUGAACUGAAAGGCAUCGCGUCUUGGGACGAGGUGAGUGUCGGAGCUUUAGCAGGGCAAAUUGGUGGGGUGGUCGCAGACUUAUUCGACGUCGACUCUAUCACGGGCGGCGGCCUCGGUGCUCAAUUCCCAGGAGUAUUCCCGGAGCUUACAGAGAACGAGACGUCGCUCUGCAUAGCGAACGUCACGCACUGCACGCGCUCCGAGUUCUUGACCACGCUGCUGAAGACGAGGUCUACUUAUCUGCCCAACACGACGCCAGGGUACAGUAACUCAGCGUUUGUGCUGAUCGGUUACAUCAUCGAAACCAUCACGAAUACAAGCUUCGCCUCUGCGCUCGAAACCCACCUUCUCCAACCCUUAGGGCUCCGCCGUACGUUCGCCUCAAUACCAGAGGACUCUAGUAUAGGCGCAAUCAUAAAGAACGCCACCGUCUCAGGCUGGGACAUCGACCUCUCCGAAGCCACAGCCGAAGGCGGCAUCUUCGCGUCUGCAUCCGACGUCUCCGCCCUCGGACGCUCCAUCCUCUCCUCAAAGCUCCUCUCCCCAAACACCACGCGCGCCUGGCUCAAACCCACUUCCUUCACCUCCAGCACCAUAGGCUUCGUCGGCCGUCCCUGGGAGAUCUACCGCUCUGUAAUCAACGAGAAGCAAAACCGCGUGGUAGAUAUCUACACAAAAGGCGGAAACAUAGGCGUAUACGCGUCCACCGUCGCGCUGAUUCCCGAUUUCGACGUCGGCUUCACCAUCCUGAUAGCUUCGGAAACAGGGGCCUAUCCCUACACGCUAUCAGGCGUGCUCACGGACGCGCUACUUCCAGCCGUUGAAGAAGCAGCGAGGUUGCAGACAGACAAGGCGUAUGCGGGAACGUAUCGCGCUGCAAGCAUCAAUUCUAGCGUUACCAUUUCGAGUGAGAAAGGUAAACCGGGCCUCACGCUUGACUCGUGGGUUAGCAAUGGGACGGAUGUGUUUGGUAUCUUUGGAUCGCCGGAGGACUUUAGGAUCUACCCUUCGAAUGUCGGGUAUCAACAGAGUCAGGGCAAUUACAGUGUUAUGGAUGGAGAGAGAGUUAGCUGGAAGGCGGUCAGCGGGGUAGAUCUCGGGUACGAGGAUCAUGGUGCGUUUUCGGCGUGUCCUACGUGGCUUCAGAUUGACAGGCCGUCAUGGGGACUUUACGGGAUUGAUGAUUGGGUUUUUGUGCUAGGGGAGGAUGGUCGGGUGAAGCAAGUAGAGAUUGCAGCGUUGAAGAUUGUGCUGGAGAGAGUGGAGGGUUAA